Molecule: messenger RNA, 1323 nt
Organism: Magallana angulata
Lineage: Eukaryota; Metazoa; Mollusca; Bivalvia; Ostreida; Ostreidae
Exons: 3
Coding region: 57-1277 (406 amino acids)
Molecular function (GO): zinc ion binding
Source: RefSeq, a predicted model, not a curated record
UCAACGUCUCCAAAGCAAGCAUCCGUCGGGCUAUUCAUACAGUGCGGAGGGCAUUAAUGGAAAACUUUGUUCCCCAGAACCUUGGUUUUCAACACAUAUCAAGAGAAAGUGUUAUUCAACAUCAUACACGACCAUUAGCUGAAUCAUUGUUUGGUGGAACCGGAAGUCAAGCCCUACUAGUGCUGGAUGGUACCUAUAUAUACAUUCAAAAGAGCUCCAACUUCACUUUCCAAAGAAAAUCCUACAGUUUGCAUAAAGGCCGACCACUCGUAAAGCCGAUGGUGAUUGUAUCUACAAGCGGUUAUUACAUCUCUGUAAUUGGACCCUAUCUCGCAAGAAACAACGAUGCAGCCAUCCUUCAGCACAUCAUGAAAUCAAACAGGGAGGAUGUAUUGAAGUGGGUUGAGGAAGACGAUAUCUUCAUUAUUGAUAGGGGUUUCAGGGAUUCUGUUGCAUACCUGGAAGAACUUGGCAUUCAGGCUAUCAUGCCAGCUUUCAUGAAAAAGGGGGAGAAGCAGAUGUCUACUCCAGAUGCAAAUACAAGUCGACUUGUAACAAAGAUUCGAUGGGUUGUUGAAUCGGCAAACGCUAGAAUAAAACGAUGGAAACUGCUUGACUGUAUUCUACCCACUAGCCAAAUACCAUUUAUUGGUGACUACGUCAAAAUUGUUUGUAGCAUAUCAAACAAAUACUACCCACCACUUUCUUCGGGUGACAGAGAUGCCGAUAUGGCUGUUGCAGCCAAAAUGCAGUUCCUUGCGAAACAAGUGAACCACCUUAAGGAGGAAGUCGAAGCCAGGAAACUGCACUCACGAGUAGCCAUGUGGAGAAAUCCUGAAGAUCUCGAUUCCUUGGGCUUCCCUCAUUUGGAUGAGGAUGAUAUUCGCAACAUAACGUGUGGAGUGUAUCAGCUUAAACUUGCUAGCAGUUAUGCGGCGGAACAUUUUCAAGAUGGAAGCAAUAUCUUGAUACACAAAGAGGACCCGAAUCUGCUGAGAAUCAAAAUUCAGAGUAGACAUGUCUCUGCGAAAUCAUAUCUGCUUUGGAUUCGUUUUGAUGAAUCAAGUAUAACGGGUUGGUACUGUCAGUGCAAAGCUGGGGCCCGAGUGGUAGGGGUUUGUGCGCACGUCGCGGCAGUUAUUUGGUAUAUAGGACUCCGUAACUACAAAGGAUCGUUUAAAUCUGUCCAAGACUGGGGAAGAUUCGUUGAUGACGCUUCAGUUUUGCCGGAACCAGUAGACGAGUCUGAGUCAGACGAAGAUCUAGUUGAAGAGUAAAUUAAACGGAAGUUGUCAAAUGAAAUCACUGAUAUGUAUCAAUUGA